AUGGUCACAGUAAACGUUUCUGCUGUCGGUCGCGUGUCUUUGGCUAGGGGUCUUCCGGUUACUAUUACACUGGAUAAGAACCUCGAGGAUGUUACAGUAGCGGAUGUCAAAGCGGCAGUAGCUACAAAAUUCCCCAGAUUCUAUGCAUCGCGUCAAAAGCUCACACUCAAAGGAGAGCGGAAGGCGCUUGCGGACGAAAUUACCCUCAAAGACACGGGUCUAAGCGAUGGAGGAGAGCUCACGGUCAAAGAUUUGGGAGCUCAACUCGGUUGGCGUACAGUCUACGUGAUUGAAUACGCAGGUCCCCUAAUCAUCCAUCCGCUAAUUUAUAAUUACCCGCGGUUCUGGUACGGUGCCCUCGUUCCGAAAAGUAUGCUACAAAAGAUGGUAUUUGGUCUUGUGCUUGCGCACUUCAUCAAGCGCGAGCUGGAGACAAUUUACGUGCAUCGCUUCUCUCACGGCACGAUGCCGUUCUCCUUUGUAUUCAGAAAUUCUGCACAUUACUGGGUGCUGAGUGGCUUCCUCCUCGCGGCCGCGGUAUACAGUCCUACAUACGAUAACUAUGCGCAAUAUGUUCGCGGCUCGCUCAGGGAUAACCCUAGGUUCCUGUGGAGCUGCGCAGCGCUUUGGCUUUUUGCUGAACUUUCCAAUCUUUACGCCCACCUUACGUUACGCUCCCUUCGUCCUGAAGGAACUAAGACACGCUCAAUUCCGUAUGGCUAUGGGUUUGCUCUGGUCUCAUGUCCUCACUACUUCUUCGAAAUUAUUUCUUGGGUGGCCAUAGCCGCCAUGACCGGAAGCUAUGCUGCGUGGUUCUUCGUCGCGGUCUCGACGUAUAUCCUGGCCAUGUGGGCAUUGAAGCGACACAAGGCAUACAGAAAAGAGUUCAAAGAGUACCCAAGGGAAAGGAAGGCUAUCUUCCCCUUUAUCCUGUAA
Fibroporia radiculosa is the source of this 936-nucleotide messenger RNA. RefSeq lists its product as uncharacterized. The record is from RefSeq and is a predicted model, not a curated record. Gene Ontology annotation, biological process: very long-chain fatty acid biosynthetic process. NCBI's taxonomy places the organism in Eukaryota, Fungi, Basidiomycota, Agaricomycetes, Polyporales, Fibroporiaceae. The coding region runs from base 1 to 936 and encodes 311 amino acids. Gene Ontology annotation, molecular function: protein binding; oxidoreductase activity, acting on the CH-CH group of donors. The transcript has 7 exons.